This is a messenger RNA of Phytophthora sojae, 4524 nucleotides long. RefSeq lists its product as hypothetical. The record is from RefSeq and is a predicted model, not a curated record. The coding region runs from base 1 to 4524 and encodes 1507 amino acids. NCBI's taxonomy places the organism in Eukaryota, Oomycota, Peronosporomycetes, Peronosporales, Peronosporaceae. Gene Ontology annotation, molecular function: RNA methyltransferase activity; RNA binding. Gene Ontology annotation, biological process: RNA processing. The transcript has 9 exons.
AUGGUAUACAUUAGCAACAUUUCCCACCCCACCAACCAAAAAUUGGUAGCGAAGCAGUACCAGAUCAGUCUAGGCAAGCUCCAAAAGAAGGUGGCUGCUGAUUUCAAGGAAGACAGUAAGUACCGCUUCUACCAAGGCAAGAACAUGGAGUCGCACCUCUACGAGGGAAUUCAGCCUGCUGAGUUCUACGACAAGCUCGAGAACGUGCUCGCAACCCAGAAGUCUGCCUUCAAGGUCAACAUCGCUCUUGGAUACAAGCUUGUCAGCAGAACUGAUGACAGCGAGACUCGCUACUUCCACCCGAAUAUUAGCAACACGUCUGUAUUUAGCACUCCUGUAGCUAUCAACAGCAAGGCUGAUAUUCGUAAGAAGGUGAUCUCGGAGAUUCGCUCCAUGGAGUUGGCUGACAAGCUCAACUACCCCAGCUCCGGGUACAUGCACGUCAUCAACUUCCCCAAGACGAACAACAAGUGUGUCUUCCACUGCAUUGCUUAUCACAAGCAGGAGGGAGCCAAGAAGGAUCCUCGCAGAAUCCAGGCUCUGCUUGAGGAGUGCUUCAAGCUGAACAUCAACGUCUUCAACAUGGAUUUUGAGACGGGCAAGGUUGAAUGCAUUCGCUGCUCGGACAAGGACUAUGAUUCGAUCAACAUCCUGUCGCACGAGAAUCACGCUCUCUACAUCACGAACGUUGAUAUGCUCCAGCAGAAGUACCAAUGCUCUACGUGUGAGAUGGUGUUUGUUAGCUCUGAUAAGCUACGCAACCACACUAAGAACCAAUGCGAACUCGUGAACAUCGAAUCGUUCCCAGCUCAGCCAACCAUCUACCAACCCGCUCCGAACAGCAUUCGUUCCAUGCUGACUAAGGACUCCAUCAAGGAUGCUGACCAUUACAUCGAUCACUUCAUUGUCUAUGAUUUUGAGGCUAUCCUCAAGCCUACGGGUGUCAAAAACGGAGAGAAUACUAUCUUCACAAACGAACAUAUUCCUGUGUCUGUUUCCGUGGCCGACAGCUUGACUGAGGAGGUGCGAUGCUUUGUCAGCGAUGACCCGAAGGAGUUGCUCAAGGAUAUGUUCCAGUACAUCAAGGAAGUUGCGGCUAAGAUUCAGCAGUACAACGUCUCGAAGUACGAGUCUUUGCUCCGCAAAAUCAUCAACGUCCAUGGUUUGACUGACGCUGAGGUUCCUGGUCUAGACUUGGGUAAGACGUACAAGAUGGAUGAUGUCAAUGCUUGGAUUCAGAGCGGGGAGUUUGCUUGUUUCUUCGAUUUCCACAGCAAGCUCACAUUCGGUAAGAAGCGCUCGGAUUAUGGCAAGCUGAAGCAGUGCAUUGGUCAGGUACCAGUAUUCGGAUUCAACUCUGGACGCUACGACAUCAACCUUAUCAAGGCGGACCUGUUUGCAGUCAUCGGUACCGACAACAUCACAUCAGUCAUCAAGAACCCUAGCUACAUGUGCAUCGCCACGUCAGACAUGAAAAUGCUUGACAUUAGCAACUAUGUUCCGGCAGGCACCAGCUAUGCAAAGUACUUGUCGACAUAUCUCGGUGAGUGCAAGUGUGAUGACAAGAUUCGAUGCGUCUGUGGCCUAGGAAAAGGCAUCUUCCCGUACGAGUACAUUACUUCAUUUGACGUACUCAGUCAGCCGGAAGUCCCUCCUAAGUCGGCGUUCAACAGUGCUCUUCGUAGCACUAGCAUCAGCGACGAGGACUAUGUGCGGGUACAGUUCGUCUGGGAACACUAUGGCAUGAAGUCAAUCAAGGAUCUACUCAUUUGGUACAACAACCUCGAUGUUGUACCCUUCAUCAAGGCCAUCAAAGCCCAGCGAGAACUAUUCAACCGUUUCGAACUUGAUAUGUUCACUGAUAGUGUGUCGCUACCUGGUCUCUCUGAGAAAGUCAUGUAUCAGACGUGCUUCAACAACCUCCAGCAACCAAGUAAGGAGCCUGCUGAAGCGUUUGACUUUCCCGCUAGUCGCUUAAGUGGAUAUAAGACCCAGGAUGCUGAUGCCGAUCGUGAAUUCAAUAUGACGCUAGAACACCUCAACGACUUGCUAGAGCGACAAAAGUACCUGUGUGGGCUAUGCUACAAGCAACUCACAGCUGAUACUGCCUCGGCUGACCGAAUCAAUAACAAGCUCGGAUACAUCGAUGGUAAUAUCUUGAUCAGCUGUGUGGGAUGCAACGUUGCUCGCAAGAGCAUGUCGCUAAAGGGCUUCCGCCACAAGAAGCUACUUGAAUUCAACUCAGACAUGUUGGUGUACAGUAUCGAUAGAGAGGAGAAGGACAUGUACACCAAGAUGAAGGCGAACAUUGCUGGUGGUCCUUCUAUCAUCUUCAACAGAUACGCGAAACGCAACGAGACCAAGAUUCGAGGGGGUAGGAUCUGCAAAAAGAUCAUCGGCUACGAUGCUAAUGCUCUGUAUUUGUGGGCUCUUGAGCACCUCAAACCCUACUUCAGUGAAAUGACCCCAAUUUUCAAGAACACCCUUAUCGACUGCAGCGAUCGGAGUGUCAUCGGUCAGCACAUGUUCGAGUACAACGAGGAGCGCAAGCAAAGCCGAGCAAAGCCGGCUCGCAAACUCAUCGGGAGCUACUUUGGUGAGAAGAUCCUCAUUUAUGCACCGCUACUCAAAUGGUACAUUUCUCAUGGUAUGGAGAUCACCAAGACUUACAGCUUCAUCAAGGCUAGCUCUCACAAGGCAUUUGCACCAUUCAUGGAAGCCGUAUCGAGCGCGCGACGAGAGGGUGAUGAAAAUGUUAAAUCCAUCUGUAAGAUCAUUAUUGAGAAGAUGAUGAAACUGGUUGGUAAUAGUGCGUUUGGUCGAUCUGGCAUGGACAUGAGCAAGCACAAGGAGGUCAGGUAUGAGUCGGACGAUAAGGCAAUCAAGGCCAAGAUUGAGCACUUCACCUUCCAUGGAAUGGAAGAGCUGAAUGAUUCAUGUGAAUUCACUAUGAAGAAGCGAAAGCUCAACAAUAAGAACCCAAUUCAUCUAUCGAUUGCAAUCUAUCAGCUCGCUAAGCUCCGUAUGUUGCAAUUCUACUAUGAUUGCAUUGACUUCUACUUUGACCGUUCGGAAUUCCAGUACCAAGAAAUGGACACAGACUCGGCUUAUAUUGCGUUCAGCUGUGAGAAGCCAUUCGUUGAGUGUAUCAAGCCCAAGCUUCGUGAGCAUUUUCAGCAGCAUAAGUACGAGUGGUUCCCACGUGAUUAUAGCGAAGAGAUGGCUCAGUUUGAUCGCCGAACGCCAGGUUUGUUCAAGGAUGAGUGGUCUGGUGAUGCUAUGGUAUCAUUGUCCUCUAAGAACUACAUUUGCUACCUACCAGACGAAUCUUACAAGGUCAAGGUUUCAGCGAAGGGAGUCCAGCAGAGUGGUGGCCGCAAUGGCGACGUCCUCAACCCAGAUGGCUUUGAAUCAGUUGUUCGCGAUCGCAUCACGCUACAGGGCACCAACAAGGGGUUUAGACUCAGUAAGGAGACCUUAUACCAGAAGGCUAAAGAACUGGAGCCGAAGAUUACGAUGAAAAUCGUCAAGGAAUGGUACUCAAACCAGAGCGAUAUUCAGCGAUUUCAGGAGCAGAAGAAGCGAUACGAUGGUUCCGGAGGCAGCUAUGGUGACAAUAGCGACCUCAACGUCGCUGAGUUGAAAGCUAUCAUGAAGAACCUCAUCAUUCAUGAUCGUCCCCAGAAGACCCAAGCCGCUGUGUGGGCUACUGACCUCGACAAGUCGACCAAGAAUCAGUUCCAGAGCCCCUUCGAUAGCUCUCCAUACACGCUUCAGCCCGGGUCGUCGAUUCGCAACUUUAACGUUCGUAUUGGCUCGACUCAGGUGUUCGAUAUCAGUCAUGACUAUGAUUUCCACCACUUUACCAACGAAAUUGCUAAGAUUUCAGCGAUUAACGGAGAUCUAACCCCUGAGCUCGUAAAUGGUCUACUUGACUAUCAGACGUGGUCGCUCACAAACCGCAUGCUUAUUGCCGAUGUCAGUCGCCUGACUGAGCGCGAUGUACCUCAGGCUAUUCAGAUCCAAGAGCCGCUCGCGGCCAGCAACAAGCCCAGCGAGCUGCCCGCGCGCCUCGCCGUCGUGAUCGGCCGUGAGACCGAUGGCGUGAGUUCGGAGAUGCUGCGCGCGGCCCACCGACGCGUGUAUUUGCCGCUCUUCGGCUUUAGCGAGAGCCUCAAUCUGUCGGUGGCCUCGGCGCUGGUGCUGCAGCGGCUGCUGGACUGGUUCCCGGAGGUGCGCGGAGAUCUGGACGAGCAGGAGAAGCAGAGCAUUCGCGAGAGGUGGUACCCUCAGUUGGUGGGCAACCCCACACAAGCCGCGCAGGCUGAGCCGUGGACGUCCGGCAGAGUCCCUAUCCGCCCGCUUGACGACCUGCGGCGCGAUAAGCACGAGGUUUGGGUCCCCAAGAGCGUUCGACGGCGCGAACAGGACAUGCCCGAGGUGAGGGAGCGACUGGGGAAGAGGAAACAGCCCGAAGGAGACUCGACAUCGGACAAUACGCAGACUGCUGACGUGGAAGGAUAG